AUGCCUCGUCAACGUCGUGGUGCCGCCCCUGCGCCGACUCCGGCUCGCAGCGCUCCCACUAGACCUACUGCUGCUCCUCCGCGCCCAGCAACGGCUCCGCAGCAGCAGCAGUACCAGCCUCACUCGACCGCUGCUCAUCCGUCGCAGAGCCAGCAACACGCUCCUCAUCCGCCUCAAGUCCAGCAGAGCCAGGGUCCUGGUCUCUUCGGCCAGAUGGCGUCGACCGCAGCUGGUGUCGCAGUCGGUUCCUCUAUCGGCCACGCCAUCGGUGGUAUGUUCUCCGGCGGCUCCAGCGCCCCCGCUGAGCCGCAGCAAGCCGCUCCCGCCGACGCCCAGCCCAUGGACAACGGACUUUGGCAGAGCAACGCCGCUACCCAGUCUUACGAGAACACCCCUUGUGCUACCGACAUCAAGAACUUCCGUCAGUGCAUGGAUGACCACCGGGGUGAUAUGAGCAUCUGCGGGUGGUACUUGGAUCAACUGAAAGCUUGCCAAGCUGCUGCUAAGCCCUACUAG
Aspergillus chevalieri is the source of this 516-nucleotide messenger RNA. RefSeq lists its product as uncharacterized. Gene Ontology annotation, biological process: mitochondrion organization. The transcript is spliced from 3 exons. Lineage: Eukaryota; Fungi; Ascomycota; Eurotiomycetes; Eurotiales; Aspergillaceae. Bases 1 to 516 code for a protein of 171 amino acids. Gene Ontology annotation, cellular component: mitochondrion; nucleus. The record is from RefSeq and is a predicted model, not a curated record.